Messenger RNA from Didymodactylos carnosus, 1101 nucleotides. NCBI's taxonomy places the organism in Eukaryota, Metazoa, Rotifera, Eurotatoria, Philodinida, Philodinidae. The record is from the annotation of a GenBank genome assembly.
AUGUCUUAUAUUAUUCGUUGCUCUGCUCCAUCAUGUGUAGGCGGUAUUGGAAUAUUUUCUUGUCAGGGCUGUGGAAAUGUUUUCUGCAAACGUCACACAUAUGAACAUCAUCAACAAUUAGCACAAGAAUUAGAUGAAAUAAUUCAAGAGCAUAGUCUACUUCGUACACAAUUGCAACUGAACGAUGAGAAAGGACAAAAUACGUUAAUGUCAUCAGUCUUAUCAUUGGCUACAUCUGAAUAUUCAUCUAAUUCGUUACUAGAUCAAAUUGAUAAAUGGGAAUCUGAUUCAAAACGUGCUAUUACACAAGCGGCUGACGAAGCACGAACUAAAGUACAUUUUAUUAUAAACGAAAAUAAAUUACAAUUAAUUAAGGAUUUUCUUCAAUUAUCGAAUGAAAUCACCGAAAGACGGGAAUCAGAAGAUUUUGUUGAAACAGAUUUGAUUAAAUGGAGACGAAAAUUCAGAAGAAUAAAAGAUGAAUUAAACAUGCCAAAAUAUGUGAAACUUGAAACUAAUCCAUUAUUAAUGAAAAAUAUGAUCAAAGUUGUGUUUAGACGACGGCAAUCAUCAGAACAUAUCUCAUCAAAUGUACCGGAAAAUUUUGAGAAAUAUUGUGGUUUUAUAAAAUUGGAGGAUAAUGGUCAGUCUGCGGUUCAUACGGGAAAUUUUGAUACAGAUGGAAGUGUCUAUGGAACAAAAUCAUAUUCAAAUGGUGUCCAUCGUAUUCCGUUGAGAAUUGAGAAAAUGCAGGGUGUUAAUUGGAUGUUUUUUGGAAUAAUUUCGUCUUCAUUCUCAACGAUUAGAGUAGAUGCAUGCGCAGCAAAAUCGGCCUAUGGAUGGGCAGCUACGGAUAAAACAUGUGCAUUGGUUUACCUUCAAGGAACAGAAUUAAAUGGUAUACCAUAUGGAUUUGACGGUGAUAUAUGCAGAAAUGAUAGAAUUGAAUUAAUAUUGAAUUGUGACCAAAAGAAAAUUCAGAUACUCAAUAAGCGAACAAACAAACAGUAUCAACUAAGCGUUAGUACUCAUCACUGUCCAUUACCAUGGAAGUUAGUUGUAUCUCUUUAUUCUCCUGGUGAUCGUGUUCGUUUAUUAUAA